Molecule: messenger RNA, 1770 nt
Organism: Caenorhabditis briggsae
Lineage: Eukaryota; Metazoa; Nematoda; Chromadorea; Rhabditida; Rhabditidae
Exons: 7
Coding region: 1-1770 (589 amino acids)
Source: RefSeq, a predicted model, not a curated record
AUGGCUUCAGACGAUGAUGUCAUCUACCUCAGCGACGAUGAAGAAAACCAAAGAGAGGUGGAACGACAGAAAGCUCUCGACAAAAAGAAGGUCGAAGAAUUUCAAAAAAAUCAUCCAGAAGAUUUUGAAAGGGUCCGAGAAGUGUUCGACACACUUCUCCAAUAUGUCCACGAUGAUCGUCGAUGGAUUUUGGAUUUAGUGGUUCCUAGGGUGCCAUACCAUUUGGGGAGUGUUCGUCUGACUUUUGCCCAUUUCCGGAAGGAAAUCCUGGACCAUCUCAUGCCAGACGCUGUCAUGAGCCUGCCUUCUCAAAUGGGCUGGCUUCACAUGACCUACAAUCGGCAGCCCGAAAUCAGCACCAUCAAUUUCUCGCACGUCUUCAAGGCUUGUCAAAUUGAAGAAGGCGAUAUCAAAGAAUAUUAUGCAUAUCGAAAUGGGAUUGAUAGGAGGGAUGGGAUCAAAAGGCAUUCGGGAGUAUUGAUGAAUCCAAUAGCUUAUAGGGUUCCGAAGCCAACGGAUACCAGGAAUGCAAGCACACAAUGGGGUUUUCUGAUCUUUAAACUCCAUAAAGCAGAAACGCUGGGAUAUCCCAAUUUUAAUUUUCGAGAACCUGAGGGCGAGGAUCAAGAAGAUUGCCAGGUCGUUGAGCCAUCCGGACCAAAAAGAGGCAAAAUAAGGCCCAGUCAGUGUCAAGCACCCACCGAACCCGACUCAUUGGAAAGCUGGAUUAGCAGGAAUCAAAGAGGAGCUACACCAGACAUUGAUGGCCAAGGAGAUGAUGCUGAAUCUCCAGCUAGGACAUUCUCAAGAACACUAUCCCAGCAGGACCGUCAUCGGAUGUCAGGAGGAGCGGCAACCAGUCCAGUGGUGCCGAUGAGUGCUCGGAGAAGCCGGAGCGACACUGGAAGAGAAAAAGGAUCUCAAAGAUCUACAGGUCCCUCUCUCAUCGAUUCUGCUACUCGCCCACGCUCAUCAAGCCCUCCCACUGCUCCAUCAAGUCCACUGGCUCCAUGUCGCCAGUUGACGCCUUCUGAUGCUCCAGCAACCGUCCAAAGCAGCAGAAGUAUCCAAAGAAAUUCAAGGACAGGACGUUUCACUCGCCGAGUGAAUAUUCGUACACCCUUGACACCUUCUGAUGCGAUCCCCCGACAAUGCAGAGGAACCCAAGGAUCUCCAGCAAAGCCAGCUAUCAUCCAGAGAGCCUCUCAACGACGCUCGUCAUCAAUCAAUGCUCCAUCGAGUCCGGUCUUUCCACGACGUUGUUUGAGAUCUGCUGAUGCUCCAGCAAUGCUCCAACAGGGCAGAAGAAAACGUUUCACGGCCCCAGUGGCUCCACGUCGAUCCUUGACACCUUCUGAUGCUCCAAGAACUACUCAACAAGGCAGAAGAAGCUCCAGAGGGAACUUAGGAUCUUCAGCAAAUUCAGGAACCCAUCGUCGUCGUCCUUCAUCUGCUUCCGAUGCUCCUCAACCGUCUCCAAGCCAUCCAGCUCAACCAUCUUCCUCAGAAGCUUCUCAAAAACCCAAAAAGGCUUCUCGUAAGCGUCCGGCUCCAUACAAGGCCUUUGGUUGUCCUCGUAGAAGACGCUCACACAAUCCUGCAAAGCGAUCUACUGGAGCAGCAGGAUCCUCGACUACAGUAGCUUCCUCUGAUCGUCGUGGUCAGGGAAAAGUGGCUGCUGCCAAAGCAGGACCAACCACAGCAGCCCCAAGUGGCCGUGGAAGAGGAACAAGAGCCCCACAGCCUAAGAAGCGGAAUACGGUUAUUUGA